UUCCCGCGGAGCCGCGGGCGGGCGGGCGGCGCAGGCCCGGGGGGAGGGGGCGCCGCGGCCGGCUGCAGCCUCUCUACCGCCUCGCUCGGCGUCCGGCCCGGUCGGACCGCUGCUGCCCCGCCGCCGAGCGGAGACCGGGCGCCCGAAGCUGGGGGCGCGGCUGCUCUUGCCUCGCGGGGCCGGGAACGGGCAGGCCCUGCCCUGAAGGGGCGAAGCGGCGGGGAGCGCGGGAGGUGGAGCCGGCCCAGGCGGCCGCCCGGCGUCUCUCCUCAGCGCCCCCUUCCCGGACCCAGCCCGUGGCGGACGCAGGCCCCUGCCCAUGCGGGGCGCCCCCGGCUCGGAAGAGUCCUUGGGGCAGGGAUCAGUUCCAGGCAGCGGCGCCGGAGGGAGAGGAAGAAGGGACAGUGCUCAGCUUGAGCGGCCCGGACCCUCCUCGCAGCGUUUGGAGCCGGGGACCGCCCCGAAGUCUGCGCUUGGCACCGCCACUUGAACUAGGGCAGCGCCUGCUGGGACCCCGACCCCGACCCGGACCCCCUGCGCCUUGUAGGAGGCGGCGGCUGUGCCGCCGCGCCACCCAGCUCUUCCGCGGUCUCCCUGUGUUUGGCGGCAGUCACGGCCAAGAAAGUAUUAUGAGGGAGGCCGAGGACCCCGUGCUCCGGGCAGAGAAGCGGCGCUGGGAUUAGGGGUUGCCACUUCUGAGAGGAUGCUGGGAAUCUGCAGAGGGAGACGGAAAUUCCUGGCUGCCUCCCUGACUGUUCUCUGCAUCCCGGCCAUCACCUGGCUUUACCUGUUCGCCGGGAGCUUGGAAGAUGGGAAGCCGGUGUCCCUGUCGCCGCUGGAGUCACAGCCGCACAGCCCCAGGUAUGCGGCCGCCAGCCAGCGGGAGCGCGAGAGCCUGGAGGUGCGCGUGCGCGAGGUGGAGGAGGAGAACCGUGCGCUGCGGCGGCAGCUCAGCUUGGCGCAGGGCCGUUCCCCAGCCCACCGCCACGGCAACCACUCCAAGACCUACUCCAUGGAAGAGGGUACGGGCGACAGCGAGAACCUUCGCGCCGGCAUCGUGGCUGGCAACAGCUCUGAGUGCGGGCAGCAGCCGGUCGUGGAGAAGUGUGAGACAAUCCACGUUGCGAUCGUCUGUGCCGGGUAUAACGCCAGCCGCGAUGUCGUCACCUUGGUCAAGUCCGUCCUGUUCCACAGGCGGAACCCCCUGCAUUUCCACCUCAUUGCCGAUUCCAUCGCGGAGCAGAUCCUGGCGACGCUCUUCCAGACCUGGAUGGUGCCUGCCGUGCGCGUGGACUUCUACAAUGCAGAUGAGCUCAAGUCUGAAGUCUCCUGGAUCCCCAACAAACACUACUCAGGCAUUUAUGGUCUGAUGAAGCUCGUCCUGACCAAGACUCUUCCUGCCAACCUGGAGAGGGUCAUUGUCCUUGACACGGAUAUCACCUUUGCCACUGACAUCGCAGAGCUGUGGGCUGUGUUCCACAAGUUCAAAGGUCAGCAGGUCCUGGGCUUGGUCGAGAACCAGAGUGACUGGUACCUGGGAAACCUGUGGAAAAAUCACCGCCCUUGGCCUGCGCUCGGAAGGGGCUACAACACAGGAGUGAUCCUGCUACUUCUGGACAAGCUGCGGAAGAUGAAGUGGGAGCAGAUGUGGCGGCUGACUGCAGAGAGGGAGCUCAUGGGCAUGUUGUCCACCUCCUUAGCUGACCAGGAUAUUUUCAACGCUGUCAUUAAACAGAACCCCUUCCUCGUGUAUCAGCUCCCCUGCUUCUGGAACGUGCAGCUGUCGGACCACACCCGCUCUGAGCAGUGCUACAGGGAUGUGUCAGAUCUGAAGGUCAUCCACUGGAACUCCCCCAAGAAGCUACGGGUGAAGAACAAGCACGUGGAGUUUUUCCGCAACCUCUACCUGACCUUCCUGGAGUAUGACGGCAACCUCCUGCGGAGAGAGCUCUUCGGCUGCCCCAGUGAGGCUGAUGUCAACAGUGAAAAUCUUCAGAAGCAGCUCUCUGAGCUUGAUGAGGACGACCUGUGUUAUGAGUUCCGGCGAGAGCGGUUCACUGUCCACCGAACCCACCUGUACUUCCUGCACUAUGAGUAUGAGCCUGCUUCGGACAACACGGAUGUCACCCUGGUCGCUCAGCUCUCCAUGGACAGGCUCCAGAUGCUCGAGGCCAUCUGCAAGCACUGGGAGGGACCCAUCAGCCUGGCCCUCUACCUGUCGGACGCCGAGGCCCAGCAGUUCCUCCGCUACGCGCAGGGCUCCGAGGUGCUCAUGAGCCGCCACAAUGUGGCCUACCACAUCGUGUACAAGGAGGGCCAGUUCUACCCCGUGAACCUGCUGCGCAACGUGGCCAUGAAGCACGUGGGCACGCCCUACAUGUUCCUGUCUGACAUCGACUUCCUGCCCAUGUAUGGGCUCUAUGAGUACCUCAGGAAGUCUGUCAUCCAGCUCGACCUUGCCAACACCAAGAAGGCGAUGAUCGUCCCUGCAUUCGAGACACUGCGCUACCGGCUGUCUUUUCCCAAGUCGAAAGCGGAGUUGCUGUCAAUGCUGGACAUGGGCACUCUUUUCACAUUCAGGUACCACGUCUGGACAAAAGGCCACGCUCCCACAAACUUCGCCAAGUGGCGGACUGCCACCACGCCUUACCGUGUUGAGUGGGAGGCAGAUUUUGAGCCGUAUGUUGUCGUGAGAAGGGACUGCCCCGAGUAUGACCGGAGGUUUGUAGGCUUUGGCUGGAACAAGGUGGCUCAUAUCAUGGAACUGGACGCACAGGAGUAUGAGUUCAUCGUGCUGCCCAAUGCCUACAUGAUCCACAUGCCUCACGCCCCCAGCUUCGACAUCACCAAGUUCCGGUCCAACAAGCAAUACCGCAUCUGUCUCAAAACCCUGAAGGAGGAGUUCCAGCAGGACAUGUCUCGCCGCUACGGCUUUGCCGCCCUCAAAUAUCUCACGGCUGAGAACAACAGCUAGCACCAGGAAGCCCACCACUAGGGAGAGAGACCUAUUCUGCAGGGGGAACACCACUCGCUGUUUGGGGCCCAGCCUUCAAACUCAGAAUUGAGCAGUGCUUUUUUUGGUUUGUUUUUAUUUGUCUCUUUGGCCCAACAAAGCUGCCCAUACUACAGAGAUCUGGGACAAAGAUCCAGCCAGCGCCUCUCUGCUCCACAAUCUGGCAUUCCCAGAACGUGGAAGAACAGCUCGUUGACACAGUCUCUUCAAGAAUGGGACACAGAGGAGUUAGAGGAGCAAAGGGAUGUUAUCCGACCACAAAGCCACAAAACCAAGCAGGUCUUUAGGACGUUUUCAUUGCCUUUUAAGAAAGGAAAGUCAGGGUGCUGGGGGUUAGCCAUCCUGGGAAAUAAAAGCAAAACUGUCUCUUCGUUCAGAGGAAACUUUCUUUUUUUGUCCUGCAAUCUAGCCACAUAUCCAAGGUGGGAGGCAAACCAAUGAUCUGAACCAACCAUUUGGAAAAACCCAAUGGGGACGUUAUACUGGGUGGGACCUGGAGGUGGGGCGGGUGGGGGGGGGUCGGUUGGUUCUUUAUCCUCAAGGACACUCUCGUUUUGCUUUGAUUUGUUUUUGUUUGGUGGGGGUUGUUUGUUUGUUUUUGGUCGGGGAAUCCAAAAUAGAAAACCUGAUCUUUUAAGGCUCUGAAGGAGAAUCGGCUGCUUCAUCCAGCAUACCCCUGUCAGCAGUGGCCCCGCAAGGAGUACGAGAGUCUUCAGCCACUAUUUAAGAUGGGCAGCCUUCUUCAGGAUUAUCACUGAGGCCUCCAUGACCUUGAAUCCCCUGCUCUCCAGAGUCCAGGGGCUCAGACGGAGACUGUGGAAAUACGAAGACCGUCACAUUUGCUAUUGGCCGUGACUGGUUCGUGGGGAAAGGGCUCAGAACGGAUUGUUCCAGCGUACACGGCAGGUACGGACCUCUCAGGCCUUUAGAACUGCAGUAGUUCACACAAGCCCAGUUCUGAAGAUCCAUGUGUCCAUCUGGAAACCCUCAGGAAGACUGUGCUGGGUUCCUCUGUGUUCAUGCUAAUUCCCUGUCGGGCUCCCUCUGGGACCUGUCCAGAGGGUAGGCAAGCACCUUUACCAUUACACGGAUUGAGGAGACACUGGACUUUUUACCCAUUUUCUUGAAUCUUCAAUAUUAAUGUUGUGUUUACAUUGAUGAGAACAAGAGUCCACGCCCUACUCCCGGCUGGGCUGUUUGUAUUGAGUUGCAAUGUGACCAGCGAACGCUGCAUUCAAUAAACGAAAGUCCGGACUGUU
Mustela lutreola (European mink) is the source of this 4272-nucleotide messenger RNA. It is a transcript of the gene LARGE1, whose product is annotated as LARGE xylosyl- and glucuronyltransferase 1. NCBI's taxonomy places the organism in Eukaryota, Metazoa, Chordata, Mammalia, Carnivora, Mustelidae. The coding region runs from base 704 to 2974 and encodes 756 amino acids. Gene Ontology annotation, biological process: protein O-linked glycosylation via mannose. Gene Ontology annotation, molecular function: glucuronosyltransferase activity; xylosyltransferase activity. The record is from RefSeq and is a predicted model, not a curated record. The transcript is spliced from 15 exons.